AGUUUUGCCAACUCAACCAAGUCCCUCUGCCCUGCCAGGCCGCGUCUGCCACGACUUUAUUCCUCUGGAGUACACGAGCCUCCCCACAAAUCACAAGCGCCCAAGUCUACGACUAGACCCUGCGCGCUUCAGCGCAUUCCUCGCUGGUGCCUCCGACUCUGCAACCUCUGUUCGACAGCAAACCUCCACAAACGCAGCUGAUUCACCACCGCAGCCAUGGCGCGCAACUCUGAAAAGGCGCAGUCCAUGCUCUUCCGGUUCCGCGCCGCGCAGGCCGCCGAAUCUGGUCUCCUUCCCUCCGCCAGCCUGCGCCGGCCCAAGGCACCCUCCACGGUAGAAACGGUCCCCCUGUGUGAAAAGUGGCGCGGGCAAAUCCUCAAAGAAAUCUCGCGCAAGGUGACAAAGAUCCAAGACGAGUCGCUGUCGGACUUUCAGAUCCGGGAUCUCAACGAUGAGAUCAACAAGCUGAUGAAGGAGAAGUGGGGAUGGGAACGGCGCAUACGGGAGCUCGGGGGACCGAAUUACAUGCGGGGCGGAGGCACGGUCUUUGACGACCAAGGCCGAGAGGUGCCCGGUGGAGGCAAAGGUUAUAGGUACUUUGGGAGGGCGAAGGAGUUGCCCGGUGUCAAGGAGAUGUUUGAGCGCGCGGCCAAGAAGCGAGUCCGCGGCGACGAGGAGGAAGACGCCGCCAAAAAGCCGCAGCUGGACAUCAAUCGGAGGCACCUCGACGCCCGGUAUUUCGGUUUCGGACCGGACGAGGAAAACGGGACGCUGUUGAAGUAUGAAAGGAGGAAAGAAAAGGAGGCUGUCGAGAGGGUCGCGAAGUUGGCUGGCGCGGAAGACGAGGACCCAGAUUGGGAACCCUUACCUGGCGACGCCGGCGAUGGUGUGCGAUGGCGUCUGCCCACGUUGGAAGAAGUUCAGGAAGAGUUGGUCGAUCGAAGACGCAGGCAAUUGCUCGACAGGCUUGGUUGACAUUCUGAGAAGUCUUCGAUUACACUUUGGAAGCCACGUCUUGCGACACUGGACUGUUGAGUUCGUGGCAUGACCACAGAUCCUUGGGCUUAGGGACCUCGAGCACGAAUGAAUUACACUUUCGGAUUGGUAUUUUACCAUACUGGAAGUCUCCUCUACCUCAUUCUUUGUCGCAAGAAACUCAGCCAGUAUGUUUCCCCUCGACAAGAACCGCUGUCCGACCCAUGGAGAUGGGUUGGACAUGAUGGACAAAACUCCCGCAGCCGUGUUGGAUUCUUCUGGGAGACCGCAUGGAUUGAACAAACAACAAAGCACACACGUUGGUCCAACAGGUCAUCUACCCUUGUGGCCUCGAAUUGGUCAGCAAUAGAUGUGCUGAAAAGACACAUCUCCUGUCCCGGUAUUCCUCUUCACCCCAAUGUUCACCUCUGAACUGUAAAACACAUUAUCCUUCUCCGACACAAGUUCCAUGUUUGCCGGGAUCAACUGAGUCCCGCUACUGCCAGCAUUUAUUGAGGAAUCGGCUUCGGUGUUGAAGACGAUCUUGACGUCUCGGGUUCCUGUACCGGAGGUGCUGAAGCCGGUGCAAGCAAAGAUGACGUCUACGUCCUUGUUCCCUUUUGGACCACCGAUGUAAUCGAGGACGUUUCUGCAGAAGGUGCUGAGGUAGAAUGGGUCCGGUGCGCUCUGAACAUUGAUGUUGGCCUCAUAGAUCCCACCACAAACCGGAUUGACUAUGUCAGGAUCGAUGUCGAGGGACAUGGUGUCUGAACUGGCAGUGGCGUUUCGCGGGACAAAAGUCUGCGGCCAGCGAUGAUUCGAGCUGCGAUUCUUCGACCGACGAGGUACCGACACUGCGCUGGUGAAGUCGAGUAAGGCCAACAAAAGCAUGAGGAGGAAGAGCCGCAUGUUGGGGGGACCGAUGGAUGUUUGUCUCAGGGCUGGUAACGACGCACAGAUCUCGCUCAAGGUGACCCAAGAGUAGUCAACAGCAAAGAAAGGUGUUUGAGGAGGUUUGUGAGCGUCACAAGUCCGAGAAGGGUCUGACAAGUUCGUUGUGGGUUGUGGGGGUUCAUACGGCAGAAGAAGCAUCCUUUAUAUGAUUGGGAAGAUGGUUCUCAGCGAGCCCAGGCGGAAUCAAGCCAAGACCAUCAUGAUGUGCAGAUCUCAAUGCAUCGAUUAUACCCAUUUCUCCCUCCCUUUGCUC
Cladophialophora immunda is the source of this 2182-nucleotide messenger RNA. RefSeq lists its product as uncharacterized. Gene Ontology annotation, biological process: mRNA 3'-splice site recognition; generation of catalytic spliceosome for second transesterification step. The record is from RefSeq and is a predicted model, not a curated record. NCBI's taxonomy places the organism in Eukaryota, Fungi, Ascomycota, Eurotiomycetes, Chaetothyriales, Herpotrichiellaceae. Gene Ontology annotation, cellular component: post-mRNA release spliceosomal complex; Prp19 complex; catalytic step 2 spliceosome. The transcript has a single exon. The coding region runs from base 217 to 975 and encodes 252 amino acids.